Messenger RNA from Adineta steineri, 750 nucleotides. The record is from the annotation of a GenBank genome assembly. Lineage: Eukaryota; Metazoa; Rotifera; Eurotatoria; Adinetida; Adinetidae.
AUGUUACAAAUUCCACGUAUUAUAUCAAAUAAAAGUUUGAAUAUAGAAGAAUAUAGUUCAGUAAAAAUUGAUUGUCUGCUCGAACAACGUCAAUUAGUUGCAUGGAGAAUUAAUUUCCGCUAUGAUAAUACUUAUAGAUAUUAUUAUAUGAAUCCAAGUUUUCGAAAUCAAUUUUUACAGUCAAAUGAAGAUAAAUCAAGGGAUAUUACAUUUGAAAAUAGUAUGCAAACAAUAAUCGUAUCGAAUGUACGCCAAUGGAUAAAUAAUAUAUAUGAAACUAUAGAAUGUGUUAUGUAUAAUAAACAAAUGAAUUUAUUUGAAAGACGAGUUUUCUAUUUAAAUAUUUAUGUUUCACCAUUUUUAUUUUCAGUUAAUAUUAAUAAUAUUCCUAUGAAAAAUAAAUCAAUAUUUUCGUUUUCUGAUAAACAAAGAAUUAAUGUUAUAUGUGAAAUUUAUUCUUAUCCAAAAUCAACAUUACAAAUAAGAUUGAAUAAUCAAAUCAUUCAUGUUCAAGAAACUAUUGAUUGUUUUAAUGAUGAUCUUUCAACUAUUUUAUUAUCAGAUUCAUUAUGUCUUUCUCAAACAAAUUGGCGUAUACGUGUACGAAUAAAUACGACAUUAUAUCUUACAGAAAAACAUAAUAAACAAAAUUUAAUAUGUUCAGUUAUUAAUUUUCCCUAUGGAUAUUCAUGGAAUUAUUCUACAGAAAUUCGAUUCCUGGAGUCGAUAGGUAAAAAAUAUAAUCAUUAG